GUCGAUUGAAUAGGGACUCCGGCUGAGAGUCAGUUGCUCUCCGGCGUCCGUGGUGGCAUGUCGUCGCGCUCCGACCGUUGUACGACCGCCCGUAGCCCGCGCAAGUAGUUUCUCACGAGGGGAACCCGAGCGAAAGGGAGUCCGAGGAAGCCAGCAAGCAGAAGAAGGACACUGUCUCCUCCCGUCGCAUCCUCUCCAACGCAGCGCGUCGGUUAUGAGCGAUCAGUGUUUACGCGAAAUUCACGGACACCGUCGGACGAGAUCGUCUCCGGCCUCAGUGUGGAUCUAAGUGGUUUUCCUCGGUAAUCCGAGCCUGGCGUCCUAAGAGUUCCUAGAUCUCGAGUAGCGUCGCGGAACUUUAGUUCUCCACCGUGUGAAAAAAAGAGAAAGAAAGGAAACAUCGAAGGGAUUUGUUGUGCUGGUUUCGAACCGAAGUGUGUUGGUGACUAUGAGUGCGUGACGUACGAUUUCGUGUUGCUCCUCUUCCCCCUUCAUCCCCCCGGGCAACCCCUAAAGACCGGCGGGGUUCGAGUAUCGCGGGCCGAGUAUCGAGGGUCGAGGAGAGAACGUGACACGUCCCCCGCGAGCGGCGAGAUGGCCAGAAUGGAGGCGUCACGUUGCUCGGUAACUGUGCUGGGGAUCGUCUGGUGUCUGCUGGCCCUUAACGGCGUGCCGGCGCGCGGUCGCAGCAUCACCAGUCUCGAGGCACCGAGCGGCUGCGAGUGGAAAAAGGACGGCGAGGACGGCGAGAAGGAGCUGGCCUGCAGGGUACGGACGAUCGCGAACGUGCCCGGCUUAAUUGGCAAUCUCUCGGCCAUUCAAGUGGACUCGAUCAGCUCGCUCGCGUUGGAGUGCAGCGACUUCGAGAGCCAGAUCGACGGGCCGCACGUUUUCCUGUCGCCGCUGCCGCGGCUGGAAAAGCUGCGGCUCGAUUACUGCAAGUUCCGCUAUCUGCCCGGCGGUGUGUUCGCGUCCGCCCACAACCUGCGCAGCCUGUCCCUCAGGACGCACAACGGCGACUGGUCCGCGAUGACGCUCGAGCUGCACAGGGACUCGCUGCGCGGCCUGUCCAAUCUCCAACACCUCGACCUGGCGGAUAACAAUCUGUGGACCCUGCCGUCGGAGCUGUUCUGCCCGGUGCGCGGCCUGGCCAGCCUGAAUCUGACGCGCAACAAGUUACAGGACAUCGUCUCGCUGGAGUUCUCCGACACGGCCGAGCCCUGCACGCCCGUGCUCGAGAUGCUCGAUCUGAGCAGCAACGAUCUCACCGCGCUGCCGGACCGCACGCUCAGCAACCUCAGGAGCCUGACCGUGCUCAAGCUGCAGGAGAACGUGAUCGCCGCGGUGGGCGAUCACGCGCUGGCCGGGCUGACCGCGCUUCGCUCGCUGAACGUGUCCAGCAAUAGACUGGUCGCCCUGCCGCCGGAGCUUUUCUCGAAAACUAAAGAACUCAGGGAAUUGAUACUGAGCAACAACUCGCUGGCGGUGCUGGCGCCGGGAUUGUUGGACAAUUUGGACGAGCUGCAGUACCUGGAUCUUAGCAGUAACGAGCUGACGAAUCGCUGGGUGAACAGAGACACGUUCUCCAGGCUGGUGCGCCUGGUUAUCCUCGAUUUAUCCUUCAACAGGCUCACCAGGAUCGACGGCCACGUGUUCAAGGGAUUGUACAGUCUUCAGAUACUGAAGCUAGAGAACAACGAUAUAGAGACGCUGACCGAUGGUUGCUUCGGAUCCUUGACGAACCUACACUCGCUGGCGCUGUCGAACAACAGGAUCGCGAGGUUCGAUCCGGCGCACACGAUCGGCCUGACCGCGCUCGGCCAGCUGUUCCUGGACUCGAACAAAUUGAGGACGGUGCACCGUCACGUGUUCGAUAACCUGACCGACCUGCAGGACCUCUCUCUCCGCGGGAACAAUCUGACGGAGGUACCGUACGCGGUCCGCGCGCUGCGAUCCCUGAAGACCCUCGACCUCGGCAGCAACCACGUGUCCCGAAUCGAGAACGACUCGUUCGCCGGGCUGAGCGAGCUGUACGGUCUGCGGCUGGUGGACAACAAGCUCGAGAACGUGACCCGCGAGGCGUUCGCCGCGCUGCCCUCGCUGCAGGUGCUGAACCUGGCGAACAAUUACAUACGUCACGUGGAGCAGAGCGCGUUCGCGGGGAACCCGGCGUUGCGGGCGAUCCGAUUGGACGGUAACCAGCUGACCGAGAUCCGCGGCGCGUUCACCAGCCUCUCGUCCCUGGUCUGGCUGAACGUGUCCGACAACAAGCUGCUGUGGUUCGACUACAGCCAUCUGCCGGGCAGCAUAGAGUGGCUGGACAUCCACGCGAAUCAGAUAAGCGAGCUCGGGAAUUAUUACAUGGAGCGGAACACGCUGCGUAUAAAGAUGCUGGACGCGAGCUACAACCAAAUCAAGGAGAUCGCGGACGCGAACGUGCCGGACACCGUGGAAACCCUGUUCCUCAACGACAACAAGAUACGCUCGGUGGCCGCGGGUACCUUCCUGCAGAAGAAGAACCUGGAGAAAGUGGGCUUGUACGGGAACGAGAUAAGGAAUCUCGAGGUGGCAGCGCUCGCGCUGCAGACCGUGCCCGAGGACAGAGAGCUGCCGGAGUUCUACAUCGGGAACAAUCCCAUCCUCUGCGACUGCACCAUGGAAUGGCUGCCGAGGAUCAACGAGAUGGCACGUCUCAGGCAGCACCCGCGAGUCAUGGACCUGGACUCGGUCACCUGCGACAUGGUGCACGCUCGCGCGACGCCGAAACGGCCUCUGCUCUCGCUGAAGCCCAAGGAUUUCCUCUGCCGAUACGAGGCGCAUUGCUUCGCCCUCUGCCACUGCUGCGACUUCGACGCGUGCGACUGCGAGAUGACCUGCCCGGACAACUGCUCCUGCUACCACGAUCACAGCUGGUCGAGCAACGUGGUCGACUGCUCGAACGCGGGCUACAAACGCGUGCCGGAUCGGAUUCCGAUGGACGCCACCGAGAUCUACUUAGACGGCAACGAGCUCGGCGACCUGGGCAAUCACGAGUUCAUCGGCAAACGCCGGCUGAAGGAGCUGUUCCUGAACAACAGCGGGAUCACGGCGAUCCAUAAUUGCACGUUCAACGGCGCCAGCGCGCUGAGCGUUCUCCACUUGGAGGACAACUCGCUGCGUGAGCUGAAGGGCUCCGAGUUCGACCAGCUCGAGGACAUGUCCGAGCUGUACCUGGAUCACAACGCGAUCGCCACCGUCGGCAACGCGACCUUCCACAAGAUGAAGAACCUCGAGGUACUGCGGCUGGACAGCAAUCGGAUCGUCGACUUCCACCCGUGGGAGGCGCUGCCCAGCGUCGGGGACACCACGAAGGUCGCCCUGGAAGGGAACGCCUGGAGCUGCGAGUGCGGCAACGCCGCGAAGCUGCGGGGCUGGAUCGCCGAGCACCGCGGCGACCCCGAGAAGAUGUAUUGCCGGGACGGCGUCGAGACGCUCGCGCAGGCCAUGAAGCGUUGCGGCGACCCGUCCACGGAGGCCGUCAGCCGUGGCAUUCAAGAGAUCCCCCUGCUCGGCGGCAACUUCGUUCCGCUUUUAGCCGGCGCCUUGGUAGCCGUCAUCGCGAUCUGCCUGUUCGUCGCGCUGGCGUUCGCCUUCCGGCAAGACGUCCGCCUGUGGGCGCACGCAAGAUACGGCCUGCGUCUCGGCAAGAUGACCGCUCCGCCCGACGAAGAGAGGGACCGUCUCUACGACGGCUACAUAGUCUACAGCGAGCGCGACGAGGACUUCGUGUCCAGGUUCCUAGCCGCGGAACUGGAGCAGUCCGGCCUGGCUCUCUGUCUCCACUGGCGAGACUUGCCCCCAGCCAGGCCCCAGGAAGCCGUUCCUCCAGCAGCCGCAGCUGCCAGGCGCAUAGUCAUCAUCUUCUCGCCAGUGUUCCUGGCGAACGAGUGGCAGCACGCGGAGUUCCGCGCCGCCCUGAGGACAGCGUUGGAGAACAUCAGACCCAGCUCCAGGAAGAGGCGAGUCGUCGUGCUGCUAGCCACCGAGGCGCCGGCUCGCGACCCCGAGCUCCAGCUGCUGCUGCAGACGUGCACCGUGGUGAUGUGGGGCGAGAAGAGGUUCUGGGAGAAGCUGCGUUUCGCGAUGCCCGACUCGGUCGGCAAACGGCGCGACAGCAAGAAGGUGAACGACCGAAAUCGCACGCCGGCUCGCUACACCGCGGCACCGUCCGCCGGCGACGUCUGGACCAAGCCCAACGGCGUUUUGGUCGCGCCGGUGCACGCACCCACACCGACGCCCACGCAGUCGACCUAUGUCAGCUCGGCGUCCAGCAGGACCGAGGACGAGGACAGCGGCGCGGAACACCAGCACCAGCACCAGCACAGCGGCGGCUACAGCGCGCUGCACGCCGGAAACGCGAGGCCGGCCA
Messenger RNA from Nomia melanderi (Alkali bee), 4408 nucleotides. Its product is annotated as toll-like receptor Tollo. The record is from RefSeq and is a predicted model, not a curated record. Gene Ontology annotation, biological process: signal transduction. NCBI's taxonomy places the organism in Eukaryota, Metazoa, Arthropoda, Insecta, Hymenoptera, Halictidae. Gene Ontology annotation, molecular function: protein binding.